CGAGCGAUGGCGCUGGCGCUGGCGAUGCUUCUGAGCGAGGUACACAUGUCGUCUGGGUUCUACCUGCCUGGUGUUGCUCCUCGUGCCUUUAAGAACGGAGAGCCGGUGAACAUCAAGGUUCAGACUCUUGUUUCAACAGAAACCCCCCUCCAGUUCGACUAUUACCAACUCCCUUUCUGUGCGCCGAAGAGGGUCAGAGACAUUCCUGAAAACCUGGGAGAAGCAUUGACGGGAGAAAGAGCUCAUACGAGUGCGUUUCAGGCAAAGAUGAAGGUCACUGAGUACUGCAAAACCUUGUGCAGAAAGAGGUACACACCCCAGGAAAUGGAGGAGUUUCAGGAUUUUGCAAUCUUGGACUACAGAGUGAACAUGCGUUUGGAUUCCCUCCCACUGGCCGAAAUGCAGACAUUUGCCUAUGAGGACAAACCAGAUGAUCCCGUUGAAACUUACAACCUCGGCUAUCCCUUAGGUGGAAAGCUUGAGACCAGUGAAGCAGAGAAGGAUAACCCCACGUCCAACGCGGAUCAGUUUGUGCUCAACAAUCACCUCAGAUUCAAGAUCCUGUAUCACCCAGUCGACUCGUCUGAUGAGGCUCAUUCAAGCCACUCCGAAGACAACGGCAACUUCAUCAUCGGGUUUCAAGUUGUUCCUUUCUCGAUCCAGCAUCACUACACGGGCAAGUGGGACGAGACUGAGGUGCCCUACGUCAAGCUCGCCACCUGUGUCCAGCCUCCUAACGGUCAAUUCCAACCGCACGUCCCGCAAGUGAUCAAUGCGGAGGAAGGCGGCGAGGUCAUCUGGACGUAUGACGUCAUCUGGGAACGUACCAACAUCAAAUGGGCGUCACGCUGGGACGUCUACUUGCAGAUGACGGACGACAAGAUCCAUUGGUUCUCCAUCGUCAACUCCCUCGUCAUCCUCAUGUUCUUGACUGGCAUCGUGGGUCUCAUCAUGACCCGCAUUCUCCGAAAGGAUUUUGCCCGAUACAAUGAAAGUGCUCUGAGCGCCGAGGACAAGUAUGAGGCGAACCGUGAGAUGAGGGAAGAAACGGGCUGGAAGCUUGUUUACAAUGAUGUGUUUCGUCCUCCUUCACAUGCAACGUUGCUUUCAGUGUGUGCAGGAACGGGUGUGCAGCUUUUGAUCAUGUCUAUCCUGACGCUGCUCUUCGCUGCCUUGGGUUUCCUUUCUCCGGCAAAUCGUGGUUCCCUCCUUUCUGCAGUCUUGUUCUUCUACGUCUUGAUGGGAGUUCCGGCUGGCUAUGUCUCUGCAAGGUUUUGCAAAUUCGUGAAGGAGCCAAAUCACUUCAAAGCAACCUUGAUGACAGCUUUGCUUUUCCCAGGAGUUUGCUUCUUGGUUUUCUUCCUUGUAAAUUUGGUUGCCUGGUUCAAGCAAUCAUCGACAGCGGUUCCGUUCGGAACCUUGAUCGUGCUUAUGUUGUUGUGGUUUGGCAUUUCGCUUCCUCUCAUCUUCUUCGGGGCCUACCUCGGAUUCAGGAAAGAUGCUUUCUCCGUGCCUUGCUCAGUUAGCGCCAUUCCGAGACAGAUUCCGCCUCAGAUGUGGUACAUGUCGCCGUGGGUUUCAGCGAUGGCUGGGGGUCUCUUGCCGUUUGGAGCUGUCUUCGUCGAGAUGUUCUUCAUCUUGUCCUCCAUCUGGCAGCACAGGUUCUACUACGUUUUCGGUUUCCUGGCUGUAGUCUUCUUGAUCCUCAUCGUCACCUGUGUUGAGAUCGCGAUUGUCUUGUGCUAUCUCCAGCUCUGUGCGGAGGACUAUCGGUGGUGGUGGCGCUCGUUCUGCACAGCAGGAACGACUGCGGUGUACUUGUUUCUCUACGGAAGCUUUCAUUACUUCUCAAGAUCUCAUCCGGCGACUGUCUUCGAUCUCAUGGCUACCUGCAUCUUCUUCGGUUACUUGUUCAUCUUGUGCUACGCCAUGUUUGUACUCUGUGGAUUCGUAGGAUUCGCCAGCUGUUUUGCGUUUGUUCGCAAGAUUUAUUCUUCAAUCAAGAUAGAUUAGAUAUUAUGUACAGAGAGUUGAGAGAGUCUUGAGCUGGGGAUAGACUAAACUAACAAUGCAGUCGACAGAGAAACAUUCGUUGAUUACUUGUCGUAUUUAAUGAAAGCCUUUAAACUUCG
Guillardia theta CCMP2712 is the source of this 2132-nucleotide messenger RNA. RefSeq lists its product as hypothetical. Gene Ontology annotation, cellular component: membrane. NCBI's taxonomy places the organism in Eukaryota, Cryptophyceae, Pyrenomonadales, Geminigeraceae. The record is from RefSeq and is a predicted model, not a curated record. The transcript is spliced from 3 exons. Gene Ontology annotation, biological process: protein localization to membrane. The coding region runs from base 7 to 2013 and encodes 668 amino acids.